AUGGCCCCCGCCAACCUUCCCGCGAUCUUCAACGCCACUUCCGAGGACAUUGAGAAGCUCCUCGCGGCUCAAUGUCACCUCGGAAGCAAGAACCUCCAGGUCCAUAUGGAGCCUUACCUCUACAAGACCCGUGUUGAUGGUGUCAACGUUAUCAACAUCGGCAAGACCUGGGAGAAGAUUGUCCUCGCCGCCCGUAUCAUCACCGCUGUCGACAACCCCGCCGAUAUUUGCGUUAUCUCUGCUCGUCCCUACGGUCAGCGUGCCGUCCUGAAGUUCGCCGCCCACACUGGAGCCGUCGCUAUUGCCGGUCGCUUCACCCCCGGUAGCUUCACCAACUACAUCACUCGCUCUUUCAAGGAGCCCCGUCUCAUCAUCGUUACCGACCCCCGUACCGACCACCAGGCCAUCAAGGAGGCCAGCUACGUCAACAUCCCUGUCAUCGCUCUCUGCGACACUGACUCCCCCACCGAGUACGUCGACGUUGCCAUCCCCACCAACAACAAGGGUCGUCACUCUAUCGGCCUCAUCUGGUGGAUGCUCGCCCGUGAGGUCCUCCGUCUCCGUGGUACCAUCUACAACCGCGAGACUCCCUGGGACGUCAUGCCUGACUUGUACUUCUACCGCGACCCUGAGGCUGAGGCCGAGGAGAAGGUUGAGGAGGAGAAGGCCGCCGUUGAGGAGGAGGCUGCCGUCGUCGACACUGGCUUCGCUGCCGCUGCUGGUGACUGGGAUGCUGCCCCCGCCGGCUUCGCUGGUGCUACCGCCGCCCCUGGUGGCUGGGACGGUGCCGGUGAGGACUGGAGCGCUGCCCCCGCUGCCGGUGGUGAGUGGGGUGGUGAGGCCGCUGCCGCUCCCAAGGAGUCUCAGUGGUAA
Messenger RNA from Scedosporium apiospermum, 873 nucleotides. RefSeq names its product 40S ribosomal protein S0. Lineage: Eukaryota; Fungi; Ascomycota; Sordariomycetes; Microascales; Microascaceae. Bases 1 to 873 code for a protein of 290 amino acids. Gene Ontology annotation, cellular component: 90S preribosome; ribosome; cytosolic small ribosomal subunit. The transcript has 3 exons. The record is from RefSeq and is a predicted model, not a curated record. Gene Ontology annotation, molecular function: structural constituent of ribosome. Gene Ontology annotation, biological process: cytoplasmic translation; ribosomal small subunit assembly.